Colletotrichum orchidophilum is the source of this 1695-nucleotide messenger RNA. RefSeq names its product F-box domain-containing protein. The transcript has 3 exons. Lineage: Eukaryota; Fungi; Ascomycota; Sordariomycetes; Glomerellales; Glomerellaceae. The record is from RefSeq and is a predicted model, not a curated record. Gene Ontology annotation, molecular function: protein binding. Bases 1 to 1695 code for a protein of 564 amino acids.
AUGGAUGCGACUUGCGAAAUGGCUUCGAAUCCCCCCUCGCCCUCCAGCACAGCAAACGAUUCGAAUGCGCCACCUCAUGAUACCAUGUCCAACGCGAGCGGUAGCAAUUAUGGCGGCAUCGACCCCGAAGUCGAGGAAAACCUCUACAUUCUACCGUAUGUAUCCGAAGAGGGUUUACGCAACGAUGCUACAGAUCAUCGCAAAACAAUCGGAACCUCUCGGGACGACUAUUAUCCCCUUCCUUCUAAUUUCAACAUUGCCGCCUCGGGUACAUUGCUCUCCCUGCCUUCAGACAAUAGCUGCCGCCUGCUUGCGCUUCCUUCCGAACUCAUCGAUGCGAUCCUGGCCUAUCUGCCUCCCUGCGACCUGGCAAUCGUAGCUGAGACCUGCCGCAUCCUUCACGCUCACGCUGCGUCCGAUGUUCACUGGUACCAAAGGGUGCAAGCCAAUGUCCCUGGUGAGAAAGUCAGAACUCCCUAUCCAUGCCGCACAUACCGCGAGCUGUACGCCGCACACGAUCCGAGGUGGUUCUUGCCAAAGUACAAGAUCUGGUUCUGCGACCGAGACCUUAUGGGCAAGAUGAUCAUCGUUAGGUAUGAUCAGCGGAGGGGUUGUAUUGAAGGAUACCAGUUGUUGGCCGUCAGCAACCGUACUACAUAUCAGCACUGGCCUGCUGACCACAGCGUGAUUAUACACGCGUUCGAACCUCGGGUCAAGCUUCAUCUAGACAAGCCGGUACUUCAGUUCCACGCUCGCCGCCCAGCCGAUGACGUGGGAUCCUCGAGCAUUUUGAGUCAACGAUUCCUGCCCGAGGUGCCAAUGUCUAUUGAUGACCGAUCUGAUGCCAUGUUUAGCAACUUCUUGAUGGCUCGCCCUCUAGACGGCGCAACGGCUACCUCGAGGAUGGAUGGUGUAUUUCCUUACGGAAAUGUCUGGCCUCCGCCGGCCAUUCCUGCCCGUCACAGGGUAGCCGGUGUAUCGUCUGGUCUGGACGGUGACGACCUUGCCCCUGGCGAUCUGCCAACGAGGAGAGCGGAGACUUCGGACCAGGCCUUCCGCAUCCGGCAGUGGAUGGAGAUGGCCGGGUCCCCGACACCAGGGCUUUUCCUUGGACCCGGGCCCGUAGGUAUCGUACAAGCCAUCCAAGCUAACAUGGGCAUGGGUACUCGCGGUGUUCCUGGCGUGCACAUUGGCGAAGAAGUGGUAACAUACUCAACCCUCGAUCCUGUCGUGUACACGCCGACGGCGCUCAAACCAUGGCGAGGUAUCUGGGUUGGGGAUUACAGCGGACAUGGGUGCGAGUUCUUAUUGAUCAACCAGCCUGAUGACGAGGAGGUGUCGGAUGAGGAGCUCGGCCUCAUUCGCGAGGCUCACGAAUCUGAUGCCGAAUGGACGCGUCGGCGCACUGACGCAAGAGUCUAUCGGGGCCGCUUGGAGGCAAUCAAGCUGACUGGCGACCCAAAUGUUCCGCGAGGAGAAUACACCUUUGUUGCGGAUGACUUGGGCGAGGCCGGCUUCGUUGGUGUCGCUCAAGAGCCACCGUUCCAGGGCACGAGAGUUGUCAAGAGCAAAGACAAGUACAUUGAGUCUCAGCUUAUGCUAGUCUCCCAUGAUCGACUUGCUCAGUACUGGGUUGGCUUCGGACACAUCAGCUUCUUUGAGCGGGUAAACCUUGAAGAGUUCAUGUCACACUGA